AUGGCUCUGUCCCGAGCUUUGAGGCUGCCGUGCCGGCACUUUUACCCUUCGAGAGCUCCCCUGAGCAGCCUGCCCGGCCGUGGCCGCAAUCGGCUGACAGAGAAGAAGGCAGCAGCAAAGUGGAAGGAGAAGAAAAAGUCCACGGAGGGUUGCAACCUGCCAGGUUCCUCCUGGGAGGACAGGUUAGCAAAUGCAGUGACUCCACUGUGGAGACUUCCCUACCAAGAGCAGCUGCAGGUGAAGUAUGAAAGCCAGAGGAGGGUUUUGCAGACACUGGCAUCUCAUCUUGAGGAGCUGGGCACAGGUGCACGGAAAGCAGGUGGACUCUGCUGUCCUCUCCAGCCUGUGGUCCCUUCGCCCAUCACCCAUGGCUACAGAAACAAAUCUACUUUCUCUGUGAACCGAGGACCAGACGGGAACCCCAAGACCGUGGGGCUGUACGUGGGAACUGGCAGAGCAAGGAAUAUUGUCUGUGUGAAAGCUGACCACAUGAAGAACAUACCCUCAAAACACAAACAAGUAGCCCAGUGCUACGAGGAGUUCAUCCGUCGCUCCUCCCUGGACCCCUGCAUCCUCUUCCACAAAGGAGGACACUGGCGAGAACUUGUGGUUCGCACCACCAGCUGUGGCCACACCAUGGGGAUCAUCACCUUCCACCCCCAGGAGCUGGGCCAGGAGGCACUGUCUACUCAGAAAGCACUGCUUAAGGAGUUCUUCACAUCUGGACCUGGAACAGUCUGUGCCUUGACUUCACUUUAUUUCCAAGAGAGCACCAUGACACGCUGCUCCCACCAGCAGUCCCCCUUCCAGCUCCUUCAUGGAGAGCCACACAUCUUUGAAGAACUGCUCAGCCUGAAAUUCCGCAUCUCUCCAGAUGCCUUUUUCCAAGUAAACACGAGUGGAGCAGAAGUUCUGUACCAGGCAGUCGGGGAGCUGUGUCAGGCUGGUGGGGACACUGUCCUCCUUGACAUCUGCUGUGGAACAGGCACAAUUGGUCUCUCUCUGGCUCGCCAAGUGUCCAAGAUUAUUGGUAUUGAGGUUGUGGAGAAGGCAGUAGAGGAUGCCAGGUGGAAUGCAGCAUUCAAUGGGAUUUUGAACUGUGAGUUUCACAGUGGGAAGGCAGAGGCUGUGUUACCACAACUCCUGUCAUCGUGGGAGGAUGCCCGACCCCUUGUUGCUGUGGUGAACCCGUCUCGGGCUGGGCUCCAUCCCAGGGUUGUGCGAGCCAUCCGAAACUGCAAGUCCAUCCGAAGGCUGCUCUAUAUCUCCUGCAAGCCUGAGGGUGAAGCCAUGAGGAACUUUCUGGAGCUGUGCUGCCCACCUGACCCAGGGAAGAAGCUGGCAGGAGAGCCAUUUGUCCCCGUGUUGGCUGUGCCCUUUGACAUGUUUCCUCAUACUGUUCAUUGUGAGCUGGUGCUGCUGUUCACACGCUGA
Molecule: messenger RNA, 1434 nt
Organism: Chaetura pelagica (chimney swift)
Lineage: Eukaryota; Metazoa; Chordata; Aves; Apodiformes; Apodidae
Gene: TRMT2B
Product: tRNA methyltransferase 2 homolog B (S. cerevisiae)
Exons: 12
Coding region: 1-1434 (477 amino acids)
Biological process (GO): RNA processing
Molecular function (GO): tRNA (uracil(54)-C5)-methyltransferase activity, S-adenosyl methionine-dependent
Source: RefSeq, a predicted model, not a curated record